UUUAAUCUAAUCAUACGUGAGUUUUUAUUAAAUUUCGAUUAUCAGUUGCGGGUCAUGAUGCUGUAAGCACCUUGACCUCUCCGCCAUCUCCCGGCGCGCUCUCUGUGAUCAAAUGAACUGGUGAUUCUGUUUAAGACAAACGUGUUACAGGUUUAAAUCAAAUAUGUCUAAAACGAGUACUAAGACUUCAAAAAUUAACAAAAAGGCAAUAACAUCUUCUGAUGUUUAUAAGCCUGUUGGACCUUAUAGCCAGGCGGUGCUGACGGACAAGACGCUGUACGUAUCAGGCGUGCUCGGCCUCGACACGCAGUCAAACAUGAUCUGCGGCAUCGAGGGCCAGACCCGGCAGGCGCUUAACAAUCUCAAAAGUAUCUUGGAGGCUGGCGAGAGUUCUCUCCAGGGUGUUCUGAAAACGACAAUACUAUUGACCAAUAUGGAUGAUUUUCCAUGCGUUAACAAAGUAUAUGCAGAAUUUUUCACCGAAGUGUACCCGGCGCGCUCGACGUUCCAAGUGGUGAAGCUGCCGCUCAAUGCGUUGAUUGAGAUCGAGGCGAUCGCACUGAUCGGCAUCAAAGAGGUGGCUUGUCCCUGCUCGCGCUGACCAAAAGCAGCUGAACUGGCGUUUUGUUUUGUUUAUAUUUAUUUGAAAUCUUCGAAAAAAACUAGUUGCGCAUAUUCUUGUAAAA
This is a messenger RNA of Papilio machaon (common yellow swallowtail), 686 nucleotides long. RefSeq names its product rutC family protein HP_0944 (gene UK114). Gene Ontology annotation, molecular function: deaminase activity. The record is from RefSeq and is a predicted model, not a curated record. The coding region runs from base 164 to 601 and encodes 145 amino acids. Lineage: Eukaryota; Metazoa; Arthropoda; Insecta; Lepidoptera; Papilionidae. The transcript is spliced from 3 exons. Gene Ontology annotation, cellular component: cytosol.